Messenger RNA from Podospora bellae-mahoneyi, 2301 nucleotides. RefSeq lists its product as uncharacterized. The record is from RefSeq and is a predicted model, not a curated record. The transcript has 2 exons. The coding region runs from base 1 to 1479 and encodes 492 amino acids. Gene Ontology annotation, cellular component: membrane. Gene Ontology annotation, biological process: transmembrane transport. NCBI's taxonomy places the organism in Eukaryota, Fungi, Ascomycota, Sordariomycetes, Sordariales, Podosporaceae. Gene Ontology annotation, molecular function: transmembrane transporter activity.
AUGGCGAAAGACCUCGAAACGGGGCCACCACCCCCCGUCGCCGGACCAGAAAGAGACAUUGACACAGAUUCCUCCUCACCUUCCUCAAAAUCACCACCAGUAAAGCCAACAAGAGAAAAGACGGAUGGCGCCUCGACGACAGACACAGACUCGGACUCGGACGAAGACGUCGCCCCCCAACCGCUAGAAACAGGAGGCGUCAUAUCACGAACCAUCAGCCGCCUGACCCGUCAAAGCACAAACUACGACCCCGGCCCUCCCCCCGACGGCGGCGUCAAAGCCUGGACUGCCGUGUUCUGUGCCCACCUCGUCAUCUCCAACACUUGGGGCAUCAUCAACUCCUUUGGUGUCUUCCAACCCUACUACACCACCACCCUCUCCCGCCCUCCAUCCGACAUAUCCUGGGUUGGGUCAGUGCAAAUCUUCCUGCUCUUCUUCAUCGGCGCCAUCACCGGCCGCCUCACAGACGCGGGUUUCUUCCGGCACAUCUUCGCCCUGGGAACGGUGCUGCUCCUGCUGGGGACGUUUACCGUUUCCGCUGCGAGCACGUACAGCCAGGUCUUUCUCAGCCAGGGUAUAUGCAUGGGCCUGGGGAUGGGGUGUCUGUUCUGCCCGAGCAUCUCGACGGUGAGCACGUACUUUGACAAGAGGCGGGCGAUUGCGCUGGCGGUUGCGGCCUGUGGCAGUGCGACGGGUGGGUUGAUCUUCCCCAGCAUGGUGCGCGAGCUGCUGCCCAAGGUUGGGUUUGGGUGGACGAUGAGGAGCAUUGGGUUUAUCCAGCUUUUGACCUUGGGGGUGGGCUGUGUGUUUUUGAAGCCGAGGAUCAAGCCGAGGAAGUCGGGGCCGUUGAUUGAUUUGGCGGCUUGGAAGGAGGGGGAGUAUGUCAUGUAUGCGUUGGGGGCUUUUACUUGCUUUAUUGGGUUGUACUUUCCGUUCUAUUACGUGGCGUCGUUUAGCAGGGACAUCAUUGGGCUGGACUUCACCGAGAGCUUGAAUUUGUUGCUGGUGAUGAACGGCGUGGGAGUGAUCGGGAGACUAGGCCCGAACGCCGUUGCCGACCGAGUUGGACCUCUCAAGGUGUUUGUUCCUGUGGCGGGACUCUGCGGCGUUUGUGUCAUCUGCUGGAUGGCUGUGAAAGAUGUGGCGGGCCUCUAUGUGUGGUCUUGCUUCUACGGGAUGGUCGCCGGUGGUAUUCAGAGUCUAUUCCCGGCCGGACUGAGCAGUCUCAACACCGACGUGCGGAAAGCCGGUGUGAGGAUCGGGAUGGUGUUUACGACGGUCAGUUUUGCAACCCUGGCAGGCCCGCCAGUUGCCGGUGCCAUCAUCACAGCUUGUGAUGGGGACUAUUGGGGUGCGCAGGUUUUUGCCGGGACAACGUUGCUCAUUGGAAUGGUGCUUGUCGCGGCCUCCUUUGUCAUCAAGAGCAGGAAGAUGAUGGCUGAAACUGGGGCAACAUCUAUGUGGAGCGUCAAGGCGUGAGUGAGAGGCAAAACACGGGCGGGCAGGCAAUGCGCCUACCUUUGCUCACAUGUAUAUACAAACCAUGAUCUAUGUAACCGCAUGUUGACGCCGCUGCCAGGGGCUUUUCCUUCCCCAUAUCUACCGAAAAGAGCAAGGCAUCAUGUGGCGAACUUUGCCCACUGUCAGUUCUAUUCCGUCGCUUGAUGCCGCGGCUGUCAAGGUCAAGUUGCUCGCCCAGUGCGACGUGAACACUACUAUUCCACGAAUCAGAAACAACCCCUGUAGCGCGCCUAUGUCGAUGCUGGGAUCGGCUUCUGAACUUGUACAAAUCCGGCAAGUCGUCCAAGAAAGUGCCAUAAGCGAGUUUGGCACCCACGUACCUGGUUCACUCAAAGUUGAGAAGGUUCCGUUCUUACCUGAUCGAGCAUGUGAGGUUGUAUUGGUGCGACACUUGUGGAGGAUAGAGUCGGACUCGGACCGAGAAGUAUCCUGCAAACUGGAGUCUGCAAGAGCCUCAAGUCUCUGGAAAGAGCACGGUCAAUCGGUAAAUGGAAAGGUCGGCAGAGCUGAAAGGUGAGGCUUUGUUUGAAACAUUAAAGCAGACCAAGCUUUGCCUUGAAUCACUUCUCUGCCGUCCGAAUCUCUUGUCACCAGCGGAGACACGGGUUGCGACAGCACGUACAAAAGAAGGAAUCAGGACCACAGUCCACAUGUUCACCGUUCGCUCAUAGAUUUGGUGAUGCAAUGAAGUAGUCCAUCGCGCAAAGGCUCCUCUACCUGGAACUCUGCGCAAGCCAAGCCGAGGCCAAGCCCACAGAAGAUUCGGUCGGUGGAUUUCCG